UUGUGAAGUACUCCAAUCUCCCCUCCAUCUUGCGCACUGUACUAACUUCAACACCCCCAAAGCCAGCGCCAGGUCACCCACGCCCACCUCACCUUGACCUUGCCCCAAAAAGACGUCUAAUUAUCAUCUCCAUCGCUUCUUUUGCUCGCGCCAUCUCAAUCUUUCCCCUCUCCCUUUUCUCAACAAUAACCAUCAUAUUUUCCGUCGGCUGCGCUUGAGUAUCGUCUCUUAUCGCGACUUCAUCCUACCAUCGACUCGAGCAACAAUCCUUGGGCCACUGACGCCCAAUCCGACAACGUUAUACGAUUCAUCUCACGCAAUAUACCCGCUUCGCCCCUCUCUUCCUCCGCCGCAACAAUUCGGCCCUGUUUUUAAGCCGCGGCAGCUUUAAUAAAGCUCCUCGCCGCCAGCCAUGACGGGCACUGAGACUUCCAAUGCGGGAGGAGGUUUUGAUCUGCUACGAAGAGCAACUCAAGCAAUGAUGUCUAGGUUCGUCAAUGGUUUCUUCUUCUGUCAUCUUUGAAGCUACUGUUUUGCCUUGCUUUUACUCUCUUCUGCGUGUUAUUGCUAUUACCAUUUGGUGCCCUUUUCAUCCUGUUUUUGGUGGGGACUCGAGAUGGAUAUCCUGACCUCCAGCGAUGUGGUGCUGCCAUGCCCCUCACCAGGCGCAGUCAGUCGGUGGUGGCGACGAUGACGGACUUGCAGCACUCGAGCUCAGUAGCUUCAGCGACGCCUGUUCCAGCCAGAGCUGCCAUUGGAUCCCUUGUUCUACGACACCGCCCAUGGGAACCCACAUCACCUCACACGGAAAUGGAACCGCUGCUGGCACUUACAGCUGUUCACGCAGGACUGCAUCCCACUAUUGGGCCUUGUUGGGCUCUAUCUAGUGGACAGCAGCCCUGUAACCGCACUGCAGGACGACGUCUCGCCUUUGCGUUGGCAGCCAGAGCAUGGAUUCCCCAUAACAGCGGUCGAGCCUUUGCCCUGGUAUUGUUGGCAAAGCCCGGCAACCAUGGAAAACUCGACAUUAUAACAGAAGCUCGCAAAUACCAAUCAAGGCGUCGCCGUUCAUUCGACUUCAGUUCGCCAUCGCAGUGGAACCGAGCAUUCGCCGCCGCCGUCUCGAAAUCAUCUUGCAGCCUUUAAAAUUGGAUACAGCCUGUUCCAAACGAGCAAAGAAGCACAUGAGCAAUCAAUGGCUGCUGUGGCAUUCGCAUUCCCCUAUGCAAGAGACAGGUCGUCUUUUAGUUACUUCUCUUUUUUUCCCCCUCUCAUUACAAGGACCAUGUUGCAACUUUGCAAGCUCAGGUCUGACUCGCUUCAACUGUGAUUGGGCCCAAUCCAAAGGCUGCCCAGCCUCGGAGUCAGUCCCUGCGUUCGGCCCCGCUAUCAGCUUCAGUUUUCCACGUUUUGCUCCUGGUCCAAACAAUUUUGGGCAAAAGCCCUCAGGCAAAAGGAAGCUUUUUGGACAAGCCUGACCCCGGCCGCAAAGCGAAGUUUUACUCGCGGGAAAGAAUUGAUCUCGUCAUCGUCCUUUUUAUUACAUUCAAGUAUUGAGCCUCCACUUGGUCCCUUCAUAGUCCGUCUUACACGGCCGCUCUCGGCAAGGCCUCGCAUCCCAUCCUAAUCUCUACUGCUCGCUCGCUGGUCCUGGCGCUUCUUCCGCAUCCACACCGGCGCGAACACACCACUGGCUACCAAGAGUUCCAAAGUCCUUCCCAUUCCGUGUUUUUCUCGUCAUAGUCGCAUCGUCAGAGUCCACCUCUUCUGUUAUUGCCCAUCUUCUCUGGUGGUCCCUCUCGGCCUUUGCCCUGUUUACCCUCUAGUUGACGCGCUUGGCAACCGUCAUGAACUAGUGUUCCCACUUUGUUUUUUUUCCCCGCGCCGCUGCUUCGGCGUAGAAGCAUUUAUUCACUCACUGGAAAUCUUUUACAAAAAUGCAUGGGGUUAUUAACAAAAACGUCAGGUCUGCGGCAGACGAGGAUGGCGCCGAUCACAUUGGUCUCGAAACUCCUCGAUCCGGUGUAGCUACACCUCAACCCGAUCUACAGGACAAACGCUUGCCAGGAAUCAUGAGCUACUUCGGCCAGGUUCGUAAAUACCCUUCUACGCCUUCGUCAGAUCCCAAUUCGUCACAGAGUGAUACCACUCUAGACCGAAUUUCAGUUGUGCCCACUCCACCAGCCGGCCUGCAGUUGCAGGCACACACCGAAGGCUCUCCUCGCGGCUGUGAGUCCUCGGCUUUGGAUCGUUCGCUUCUUCAACAUGAGCGUCCUGGUUCCAUGCCAAGUACCACUGAGCGGGAUGAGCAUAACCUUUCGGACCCCUACCCAACCCCACCCACUUCUCAGCCCUCGUCUUCGGGGGGUUCUAUCUCCCAGGACAUGAUUUCUGCAGACUCAGGGGCGCAUGGCAGGGCUACGGUCGAGCAAAAGUCUCUUACACAGCAGUCACAAUUCAAGAAACCCACAGCCUCACCAUUCACCACCACCCACUUUCAAACUUCCAAUGACCCAUCACUACCUGAACUUGACUCCUCCAAAAACACAGCACCUACCAAAGACUCCAUUAUUCCUUCGCAUCCUGAGCCCAGUACAAGUUCAGGCGCCUGUUCAGCUGCUGCCCCCGGCAAGUGGCAUUUUCUUAAUGGACUCAAGGAGCUAACUCGUAUGACGUUCAAGAGCGGCAACUCGACUCCUACUCGAGCAAUGUCGGCUGCUCGACCAUCUGGCUCCGAUAGAGCCCCUUCCUCCGGGAGGACCAGUCAUGACGGUGCUGAAGUCAGCGGUACUCAGACUCCAAGGAGUUCUGCCGGUGCCCAGGCGCCUGCCGCCAAGGGAAAGCUAACAAUCAAGAUCAAUGAGGCUCGUGGGCUUAGGAAGAGUCGGGACCCUUAUGUUGUUGUGGUUUUUCAGCGUAGUGAGCUCAUUUCUGGGGGUCCUCACCACAUCGAUGAGGACGAUAACCUCAGUGUCGAGCCACCUCCGGCAGCUGGUGGCAUCCCUAUCCAGCGAUCAGGCAGUGACUCUGGGCGUCCCUUGGCUAUUCCCAUGAGGAGCAGGCAAAGCAGCAACACCAGCAUUAAUGACUACGGCUCGUUCCGUAACCGAUCCGGAGGUCAGCUUACAUUCACCAACCCAAAAUGGGAUGCCGAAGCCGAGUUCGACGUUGUGGACUAUGAUAUGCUGGUCGAUGUCUCAGUUUAUGAUCAUGGAGCAACAGGCGAUGAAUUUCUCGGCCAUGUUGAUUUUCAGGCUAGCAAGGAUCCUGGUGCCACCGUCCAGGGCUGGUUCCAGCUGCAGGGACAUGCUGAUACCAUGGCAGAAAAUGCGCCAACCGGUGAGAUCUUCCUCGAGGCCAUCUACCACAGAGCAGAGAGGAAGCAAUUUGGCCCCACUGAUUUCGAAAUUCUUAAACUCAUCGGCAAGGGCACUUUUGGUCAGGUGUAUCAAGUGCGAAAAAAGGAUACUCAGCGCAUUUACGCUAUGAAGGUUCUGCAGAAGAAGGUUAUUGUGCAAAAGAAGGAAGUUGCCCAUACCGUGGGAGAACGAAAUAUUCUGGUUCGGACCGCCAUGUCCGACUCACCUUUCAUCGUUGGUCUCAAGUUCUCUUUCCAGACACCAUCAGAACUUUAUCUCGUUACCGAUUAUAUGUCUGGAGGUGAGCUAUUUUGGCAUCUACAGAAAGAGGGUCGGUUUGAUGAGAAGCGAGCCAAGUUCUACAUCGCCGAACUGAUCUUGGCCAUUCAGCACCUUCAUAAUAACGACAUUGUAUACCGGGACCUGAAGCCUGAGAACAUCCUCUUGGAUGCUAACGGACAUAUCGCCCUUUGUGACUUUGGUCUCUCCAAGGCCAAUCUUACGAAGAACGACACUACCAACACUUUCUGUGGAACAACCGAAUACCUUGCGCCUGAGGUUUUGCUAGACGAAUCUGGCUACACCAAGAUGGUGGACUUCUGGUCGCUUGGGGUUUUGGUCUUUGAGAUGUGCUGCGGCUGGAGCCCAUUCUAUGCCGAAGAUACGCAGCAAAUGUAUAAGAAUAUUGCCUUCGGCAAGGUGAGGUUUCCUCGAGAUACCCUCUCUCAGGAAGGAAGGAAUUUCGUCAAGGGACUCCUCAAUAGAAACCCCAAGCACAGACUAGGUGCGACUGAUGACGCCGAAGAACUGAAGAGACACCCCUUCUUUGCCGAUGUGGAUUGGACUCUUCUCUCCAAGAAGCUUAUCACUCCACCUUUCAAACCCAAAUUGAAGUCUGAGACAGACGUCUCAUACUUCGAUCCGGAAUUCACGACCGCGUUGGAUCAGAAUGGCUCUCUGAACGAACGUGCUGCUGCGUUGGCCCGAGGCUAUGCCGCUUCGACUCCUCUUUCUCCUUCUGUUCAGGCCAACUUCCAAGGCUUCACGUUUGUUGACGAAAGCGCAUUAGAUGAUCAUAUGCGAGACCGAGCAGGACUCGUUGAUGAAGAUAUGGAUGAUGGACAAAAUCACAGGAACCGCGAUAACGACGAUUGGGACAAUCUCGACGACAUUGACCUCAGGAAGGCAAACCGGAUGAGCGGGAUCGUGAAGACUGGACAUGAUGAGCACAUGGUGGGGGGUUCUCACUUUGACGUAUAAUGCGGCAACUCCUUUUUCCCGCACAGUAUUAUUCAAGUCAAGCUCCACGGCGUUUCAACCAUGCUGGAGAUUGAUCUAUCUCUACGUGUCAUACAGAAAGCAAAAAGUAAUAUUUCGCAAAACCAAAAAACUCACCUCUUCCCCAGUUUUGCAUGUGGGUUACGGAUGUCUAAUUUGUGGAAUUAUAUGCAUCGAGGUCGGCUGGUAUUGCAUUGCAUUGGUCGUCGAGCUGUACGGGACUGAUGGCGUUUUAUGGUUGUGGAAAAUGAGAAGAGAGAGAGAGAACGAGAAACAAAAAAUAGGAGGAUCAAGUCUAUUUUGGUCGAUCCCUCCGUUGGGGGCCAUUUUCCUUAUUUUGAUUCCCAGCAAUAACAGGAGGGCUAUAUGAGUAAUGAAACGAGAAUGCCACAGCUAUUCUUGAAAGCUCCCUGAAGGGAAAUCGGUCUCUUUCGUUUUAUUCUAGACUUGUCCUUGUUGGAUAUAGUAGCCUAUGGAAGAGUUCGAGCCCAGCCUGCCAGCCUUCUCCGUCUUGUGGUUGUCGAUGACGUUGAUUGCCACCUGACGUCGAUAACCAAGAGCUAGUGCAGCAUAGCUUAGAGGAUGAAUGAUGUAUGACAUUGGAUUAUAUGAGAGUAUUCGGGGGAAGUUGAAGUCAUAUGGAUACAUCAUUGAUGUCAGAGGGCACACGAGGCUGAUCGGCAUAGGCCCUGCGACGUCAGGUCGGCAGCUUGAGAGGUAGACGCACGGUUAGUCAGAUAUCACCAGGAGAUAGACAUAUUGUUUCGAGGUUUUACAUGCAACGAAAUAUAUAUAGUCACUUGGAAAUGAUCGUUGUAACAAGUUGCGUGUGCUUCAUUUGACGUUUGCAUUUCGCAAUUAGUUCCUACGGGCAACCGAAAAAAAGGCUGAAUUUUAGGAAAAUGUACACAGGAUUCUUAUCCCCAAUCCACUUGCUUCUGCUUCUGCUUUCUCCUUGAUCGCUCCGGCUGCUCUUCUCGGGGGUGAGUUGGUGUCAGCCUCCCUCUUUUUGCUAUUCCCAUGAAACGGCGGCUGGGCGGUGAGAAAUGACCCCCAAAAUGCGCUGCAGUCAGGAUAGUCUAUGUGUUCCCAAAGGUAAUAAAAACGCUUUAGUGGUGAGCCUCAUCCUCCUCCUCAGCCUCAAGCCAGUCGGCAACCUCGGGGGUACCGGACUGGGCAGAGCUGUCCUGGCCCUCAAUCUCAACGGCCAUGCUCUCGUACUCCUUCAGGUUGCCGGCGAGGUCGGUCUCCUCGGGGGAGGCAGGUGUCUUGGGGACGUUGAAUGUCUGGACGUUG
Messenger RNA from Fusarium odoratissimum NRRL 54006, 5933 nucleotides. RefSeq names its product AGC/AKT protein kinase. The transcript is spliced from 2 exons. Gene Ontology annotation, biological process: protein phosphorylation. Lineage: Eukaryota; Fungi; Ascomycota; Sordariomycetes; Hypocreales; Nectriaceae. The record is from RefSeq and is a predicted model, not a curated record. The coding region runs from base 1938 to 4619 and encodes 893 amino acids. Gene Ontology annotation, molecular function: ATP binding; protein serine/threonine kinase activity.